AUGUUCCGUACCUCGGGACGCCAUUUGGCGCGCUGCGCCGGGUUGACUUUGAGGUCGAUUGCGCUCCCCGCCUCCCGAGCUGCUCGCAUUGCCCCGCGGGCGCCUGCCGCGACAGCCUUCCUCGCAGCCCGCAGAUACAACUCGACGAACAACCCGCAAAGACCAGAUCAGAACGACGACCAUGGAUCACAAGACUUCCGGCCGCGCCGGCAACUCCCCGAGGGAUGGGUGUAUCUGACAGAGGAGGAGAUGCAGCAGCUCCAGAAGUUCAUCAACAAUCUUCCCUCACCCAAUCAACGGGCUCAGAUGGCUGAGGCCUUUCGAGAGGUGAAGGAGAUUGGCGUUCCGGUCGAGCUCCGGGACAUCCUCCAGCGCGCCCUCAAUGGUGAGGUUCGCAUGCGGGAUGCGCUGCAGAUCCCCCGGAUCGCCUUCAAGAUCGUGAACGAGUUGUCAGAGCAGACGCUGGAUGCCAUCGACGCUGCCAAAAGAGACAGUAGCAUCAGCCGGGCGAAGCCGAACGACAGUGAGACAACGACAUCCAGCCAGCCUCAGCAGCAACAAUCGCAAGACCAACAGCAAGGACAAUUGUCGGCGCAGCAACGAGAACAAUCAUCAGUGCAGCAGCAGCAGCAGCAGCCGCAACAGCCUGCUCAGCAAGCACCGGAACAACAAGCCGCGCAACAGUCUCGGCAACAAGAGCAGCAGCAACAUCAGCAACAGUCGCCGCCGCCGUCACAGCAGCAGCAGCAGCAGCAGAGGUCUGCGCAGCAGCAACAGGUUCGACAACAGCAAAGACAACAGGGCGGCUCUGGCAAGGGCCAAAAGCCUGAGGGGCCUGGGGGCUAUGGCGGCGGCGGCGGAGGUGAUUUCAUUAUCCAGGCUCUCAUUGCACUCGCUAUCUACGCUGCCGUGCAGGUGCUUUGGGGCAGCGAGACUUCUCGGGAAAUGACAUGGCAAGAUGUGCGGUCUCAGUUCCUGGACAAGGGCUUGGUCGAGAAGCUCACGGUCUACAAGGACCGUGUUAAAGUGCAUCUGAAUGCCCAAGCGGUUCAGGCCGUAUAUCCUGACGGCAGUGUUAACCCCAACCUGGUCUACUACUUCUCCAUUGGUUCUGUUGAUGCCUUCGAAAGGAGACUGGAAGAGGCUCAGAGGGAACUUGGUAUACCACCUAGCGAGAGGAUACCGGUUACCUAUGCGCGCGAGGGUCAGAUGCAUGCUCUGAUCCAGGCGUUUGGGCCGACUCUUUUGCUCGUCGGCUUGUUGGUCUGGCUAACGCGGAAGGGCGUGAGCGGCAACAGCGGCUACUUUGGCUUCGGCAAGAGCCGGGCUAAGAUGUUCAACCAUGACACCCAGGUCAAGGUCAAGUUCUCCGACGUGGCUGGCAUGGACGAGGCCAAGACUGAGAUUAUGGAGUUUGUCAGCUUCCUCAAGAACCCCGAGCGCUUCCAGAGGUUGGGUGCAAAGAUCCCUCGCGGCGCCAUCCUGUCCGGUCCUCCCGGUACUGGUAAGACGCUGCUGGCCAAGGCCACGGCUGGCGAGUCGAAUGUGCCUUUCUUCAGCGUCAGCGGUUCUGAGUUCGUCGAAAUGUUCGUCGGUGUUGGCGCGUCUCGUGUCCGCGAUCUGUUUGCGACGGCACGCAAAAACGCUCCUUGCAUCAUCUUCAUUGAUGAAAUCGACGCCAUCGGCCGGUCGCGUUCCGAGGGCGGUGGGUUCCGUAGUGGCGGCAACGAUGAGCGCGAGGCCACGCUGAACCAGAUUCUGACCGAGAUGGACGGUUUCAAUACAACCGAACAGGUUGUGGUGCUUGCGGGUACCAACAGGCCGGACAUUCUCGAUCAGGCUCUGAUGCGUCCUGGUCGCUUCGACAGGCACAUCCACAUCGACAGGCCGACGAUGAAGGGUCGUCAAGACAUCUUCAAGGUGCACCUGCGCAAGAUCAAGACCAAUGAAGACAUGGAGUACCUCUGCGGCCGUCUUGCUGCCCUGACGCCUGGCUUUGCGGGCGCCGACAUUGCCAACGCUGUCAACGAGGCUGCGCUUAUUGCUGCCAGAGCCAACGCGGAGAGCGUGCAGAUGAUUCACUUCGAGCAGGCCAUUGAGCGUGUCAUCGGCGGUCUGGAGCGCAAGUCACUGAUCCUCAGCCCCGAAGAAAAGAGGACAGUUGCGUACCACGAGGCUGGCCAUGCCAUCUGCGGCUGGUACUUCCGGUGGGCAGACCCCCUGCUAAAGGUGUCUAUCAUCCCUCGUGGUCAAGGCGCUCUGGGUUAUGCACAGUACCUGCCGGCCAGCGAUGCCUACCUGAUGACGGAGAACCAGCUUAUGGACCGUAUGGCCAUGACGCUUGGUGGCCGCGUUUCUGAGGAGCUGCACUUCCCGACAGUUACAACGGGCGCCAGCGACGACUUCAAGAAGGUCACGCGCAUGGCGACGACCAUGGUGACGCAGUGGGGAAUGUCGAAGAAGCUUGGCCCGUUGCACUACAACCAGGACCAGAACCAGCUGCACAAGCCGUUCGCCGAGGCCACGGCGCAGGAGAUCGAUGCUGAGGUCCGGCGCAUCGUCGACCAGGCCUACAAGCAGUGCAGAGACCUGCUGGAGGCCAAAAAGAAGGAGAUUGGUCUUGUGGCCGAGGAGCUACUGCGCAAAGAGGUCCUGACGCGCGACGACCUUGUGCGGCUGCUCGGCCCACGCCAGUGGCCUGAGAAGGAGGAGUUUUCCAAGUACUUCGACGGCAGCGGUGGCAAGAGCACGACGCCGCCAUUCCCUACCGAGAGCACCGACUCGCCGCCUGUCAGCGGACCGGAGCCGGCGGCCUUUGAGGAGCAGAAGCCACAGGAGGAGGGAAAUGAGGCUAAAAGGUGA
Thermochaetoides thermophila DSM 1495 is the source of this 2862-nucleotide messenger RNA. Its product is annotated as mitochondrial respiratory chain complexes assembly protein rca1-like protein. Gene Ontology annotation, cellular component: m-AAA complex; membrane. The record is from RefSeq and is a predicted model, not a curated record. Gene Ontology annotation, biological process: mitochondrial protein processing; protein-containing complex assembly. Gene Ontology annotation, molecular function: ATP-dependent peptidase activity; ATP binding; ATP hydrolysis activity. Bases 1 to 2862 code for a protein of 953 amino acids. The transcript has 2 exons. Lineage: Eukaryota; Fungi; Ascomycota; Sordariomycetes; Sordariales; Chaetomiaceae.